Molecule: messenger RNA, 837 nt
Organism: Arachis duranensis
Lineage: Eukaryota; Viridiplantae; Streptophyta; Magnoliopsida; Fabales; Fabaceae
Exons: 6
Coding region: 1-837 (278 amino acids)
Source: RefSeq, a predicted model, not a curated record
AUGCCUCCUCUAUUUGAUAUGAUUUCCAAGAUGCAUCCUUUUAGAAAGGCUUGGAGGCUGAAAGUUAGGGUUCUAAGGCUUUGGGUUGUACCCUCUUUUGGUAACCAUGAGGUUCCUAACUCAAUGGAGAUGAUUCUCCUUGAUGAUCAUUGUGAAAAAAUUCAAGCUACAAUUAAGAAACCACUCCUUAAUAGGUUUAGGGAUCAUAUAGUUGAAGGUCAAGUUUAUAGAAUGACAUACUUUACUGUUGUGUCAAAUCAUGGUAGUUAUAGAGCAACUUCUCAUGAAUUCAAAUUGGUUUUCCUUCACCGAACCACUGUUGUAGCUGUUGAUGAAGAUGUUAUCCCUAAGACUUGUUUUAACAUAUUUUCUUUUUCUGAGCUGCUGAACAUGACCCAAGAUUAUGAUUUUUUAGUUGUGGGAGAAGAGAAAGAAUAUGCAAAAGAGGGGAAAAUUGUGAAAAUAAUUGUGCUGGAAUUAACUUCAAAAGAUGCGAUGUGCAUUAUUUGGGGACUAGUUAAUCAAGUAAAUCAUUUCCUUACCUCUGGGUAUGUGAAGCAGCCUGUUGUUGUCAUUCAACUUGCAAAAGUCAAGUUCUUUAGGGGUCAAGUAGGUCUUCAAAAUGUGAUGUAUGCGACUCAAAUGUUAUUUAAUCCUGAUCUUCCUGAAAUUGUUGAAUUCAGGCAGAGUAUGAUUGAGCAAGGUGUCAAUGGUACCCAGCCACUGUUUAUUACAAAUGAGGGUAAAGUUGUCUCCUUGAAAGAUGAUUUCAUGCGUUUAACUAGAAAAUGCACUAUUGAAGAGCUUCAAGAUAACAAUGAGGUUGUCUUUUUUUGA